Bombina bombina (fire-bellied toad) is the source of this 5733-nucleotide messenger RNA. It is a transcript of the gene TYRO3, whose product is annotated as TYRO3 protein tyrosine kinase. Bases 681 to 3323 code for a protein of 880 amino acids. Gene Ontology annotation, cellular component: signaling receptor complex. The transcript is spliced from 20 exons. Lineage: Eukaryota; Metazoa; Chordata; Amphibia; Anura; Bombinatoridae. The record is from RefSeq and is a predicted model, not a curated record. Gene Ontology annotation, biological process: cell migration; phagocytosis; nervous system development. Gene Ontology annotation, molecular function: protein binding; transmembrane receptor protein tyrosine kinase activity; ATP binding.
AAAAGGAGGAGACGUCGAGGUUUUGGCAGAUGAGAAAUCGGUGUCUCCCAGCCCUGUGUGAUCAGCGGCAAGCCUGAUUAUAAUAGCACGUGUGUGUCGGAUAUAUACAACGUGCACAAUAUGUAUAUGGAGCAAGGAAAUACUGACUUGUGUUGUUUUUAUAUUAGGAUAGCAAACUGAGGAAUGUAGCAGUGAAUGCAUUUGGAACUAGGGAAUCUGAACUGAUUGUGCUAGGAACUGGGAAUGCAGCGUGAUGUGGCAUCAUAUUAGCAUCUGUUGAAUGUUGGCUGCUGUAGUAUUUUAUACAAAUAACUAUUCAUGUAUAGUGAAGACCACAGCGGCGAGGAGGACGUUUUAUCCUAUAGAGAGGUUACAGUCAGUGGCAUCUUUUAAUCACUUUAAUGAUCUAUAGGAGUGUUUGCUCUGUGAUCACUGUGAUGCUGUUAGUGGCACAUAGUUAAGGCAAGUGCUUAGUGUAUGUUGGAUGAACCUGCUGAUCAGGAAUAUGUUGCUGAUAAUGUCCAGGCUGUAGGUUGUCACCAUACACUGGUUUGGGAGUAUAGUUCUCUUGGGUAGAAGAUCUGCAAGUGGAGUUGAUCUGAAGCUAAUACAACUGGCUGCUGGGAAGACCACCUUGUGCACAGCCCCUCACGGGGAGGAUGGAUAGGCGGUGAAGCAGCAUGGUGUACCCCGGGCCAGUGGGCCUCAUCACGGGGCUCCUCUUGGCUACUGUGACCCUAGGAUUACCAGAAGACGCUGCAGGAUUGUGGUUCACUGAUCGUGGUUACAACCUGACAGUGCCUCAGGGUAACGAGGCCAAGUUGAACUGCAGCUUGAAAGGCAUGGAGGAGCCUGAGAUCCAGUGGCUGAAGGAUGGCAACCCCGUGCACAGCGCUGACCAGAUGUACAUUCCUGUAAAUGAAGAUCACUGGAUAAGCUUCCUCAGCUUGAAAAACGUGCAGCGACCAGAUGCCGGAAGAUACUGGUGUGAGGCUGAUGAUAAAGGAGUGAAGGCUGUGUCUAAGGAUAUCUGGGUCAUGGUGGAAGGUGUCCCGUAUUUUACUGUGGAGCCGAAGGAUCUGGCUGUGUCCCCAAACUCGCCCUUCAAUAUGUCAUGUGCUGCUGUUGGACCACCAGAGCCUCUGGCUAUUAUAUGGUGGAUGGGAAAUUCUCAGUUGUCCAGGAAACCAGAAAGUUCUCCUUCUGUUCUAUCAGUGCCAGGGAUUCGUCAAAGCACAGUUUUCUAUUGUGAAGCACAAAACAUAAAGGGGGUGUCUUCAUCUCGGAUGGCCAUCGUUCGAAUAAAAGAGAAUAACUAUUUAUCGUUUUAUAUUACCAUCUCAAAGUUAACAGGAAGCACAGCUGAGGUAUCCUGGAACCCAGGGUUUGAUAAUUACUCUGCUCUGUAUUCUUGCACAAUACAGGUUCUAGCAUCAUAUGAUAUCCAUGAAAUAUACUCUGAGAUCAUCGCAAAAGACCCUCCUUUUGCCACCGUCUUAGAAAAUCUGCGACCUUUGACCAAUCACAGUUUACGUGUACGAUGUACCAAUGAAAUGGGACCAUCACCAUUUACUGAUUGGGUGUCCUUUCAGACACAGGUUUCAGUGCCCCAAUUUGCUCCACAAAAUGUCCACAUGGUCAAUACAGAGUCUGGACCCCUGUUGGAAUGGGAGGAUGUUGCACCAGCGCUGGAAAACUACAGCCUGCUGGGAUACCGAGUGCAGUGGGAACAUGACAACAUAACUCAGGGAGAAAUAUAUGUGCCAGGAAACCAAGCCAAUCUGUCGUUCUGGGACGCGCAUAAGGAUCUAACAGUGAGAGUGUGCGUAAUGAAUGCCGCUGGCUGUGGCCCUUGGAGUGACCUUCUCCUGGUAGCCCCAAAGGAAGAAGCUGGCAAACAGUUUCGCCCUCACACCAGAAUGUCCUGGGUCCCUCUGGUUUUGGGAAUCCUCACUGCUUUAGUCACUGUUGUGGCUGUGACCCUUAUCUUCCUCCGAAAGAGACGGAAAGAGACUCGCUUUGGGCAAAUCUUUGGCUCUGUGCUAGGAAGGGGUGGGCCAGUUAUCCAGUUCACCGCUGCCAGAUCUUUCAACAGGAGGGGGCCUGAAGUCAUGGAGGCUACGUUGGACAGCAUUGGGAUUAGCGAUGAGCUCAAGUCAAAGCUUAAAGAUGUGCUGAUUCAGCAGCAGCAGUUCACUUUGGGACGGACGCUGGGGAAAGGAGAGUUUGGCUCUGUCAGGGAGGCUCAGCUGAAGCUAGAAGAUGGCUGUUUUCAGAAGGUGGCAGUCAAAAUGUUAAAAACCGAAAUUUUCUGCUCGAGCGACAUUGAAGAAUUCUUAAGGGAAGCUGCUUUCAUGAAGGAGUUUGACCAUCCAAAUGUCUGCAAAUUAAUAGGUGUAAGCCUGAGGAGCCGCACAAAGGGAAGACUUCCAGUUCCAAUGGUGAUACUGCCCUUUAUGAAACAUGGAGAUCUUCACACAUUCCUGCUGAUGUCCCGAAUUGGAGAAGAACCUAUUAAUCUUCCUAUUCAGACCUUACUGCGGUUCAUGAUUGAUAUCUGCAGCGGAAUGGAAUAUUUAAGUUCAAAAAACUUCAUUCACCGGGACCUGGCCACACGCAACUGCAUGUUGAACGAGGACAUGACUGUAUGUGUGGCAGACUUUGGUCUUUCUAAGAAAAUCUACAGUGGGGAUUAUUAUCGCCAAGGUUGUGCUUCCAAGCUUCCUGUAAAGUGGCUGGCGUUGGAGAGUCUUGCAGACAAUGUUUAUACAGUGUAUAGUGAUGUGUGGGCAUUUGGUGUGACUCUCUGGGAGAUCGUUACACGAGGACAGACCCCAUACGCAGGCAUUGAAAAUUCUGAAAUCUACAGCUACCUCAUUGCUGGAAACAGACUGAAGCAGCCGCCUGAAUGUCUGGAUGAGUUGUACCAGAUGAUGUGCCAUUGCUGGAACACUGAACCUAAGAGAAGACCCAGCUUCGCAGACCUUAAAAGACAACUUGAAGCUAUAUGGGGGCGGCUCUCCUUACUGUCAGAAAGUGACGAUCCCUUGUAUGUGAACAUUGGGGCAGCGUGUGGAGCCUCUGGUGGGAUUUCUCUAUUUGCAGACUUUAGUGGCACGGAGACUUGUGGUACAGACACUAUACAGACAUGUGGCCCAACUACAGUUACUAGCGACUACCGCUAUAUAGUGAAUCCCGGGUGCCUUAGGGAAGUAGACAAUUGGCCCCAAGAUGCAAUUCCUGGGGAAGCUAGAGGACUACUCAAUGAGGAUGAGGAGGAAGAUGAUGGCAUGCAAGAAGACCAAGUUGUCAUUAACCUUUAGCAGUAAUCUCCUGGACCUUGAAAUAUUUUGCAUCACUUGUGCUAUUUUAGUGAGAAAUAAGAUUAUUUAUUGGGCGAACAUGAGAGUUCAUGAUAAAUAAGCUUCCACAAUAUCUUUUAGAUGUGUAUAUAUUUAUAUAUUAGAAACUCAUGGAUUGAUACAAUUUGGAACUCUCAUUUUUGCUCAUGAAAUGGUAUCACAGCCUGCAAACAACUCUUAUGAUCUCUCAUGCGAAGUUCAGGUCAACUGUGGCUCUAAAUGUACUGAAAUACUUCCAAGCACAGAAAGCCGUACGUAAUUACACAUUCAGUACCAGAUUUAACAUCUCUCAAUGCAAUACCAGAACAAAAUUGGAGCAUUUUCAGGUGCACAAAUUCUUUUCUAGUCUUUGGAAUGUAUAAUGUGUCUUCACAGACAAAACUAAAAAGAACUUUGAAAUCACAGCUACGAUUUCCACCAGGAUCCUAGAUAUUGGAUCUUUCUCUUAUGUACAAAGUGGGAGGGUUGCAUGUGUCUAAUUGAUCUCGUAUUGCUUCUCUUUUUUUCAAUCUCUGGCUCAGAUAUUCUUUGCUACCGGAAGGUCCUGCUGUGUGCAGCACAAACCAUCCUGCAGUGAAAAGUCAAGAUCAUUUUGUUUUAUCUUCUCAUUUGUGUAUUUUCUUUUUGCUCAUGUUUGGACCUGAUAUGAAUGUUGCAGCUUCUUAAAAUAUUCAACAAUAUGAUCAAAUUGGUCUUUUAUUCAGGUUAGGGUGAUUCCUGAACAGACUAUUCUGCACUGUACUUUCCUGUAUUUCACCCUUAAAAAGACUAAAGCAUGUGUGUAAUCAGUGUUUGAUAUUCUAGAUGCACUACCUAAGAGCACAUAUGGAAUAAUAGAAUAAGAGACUUUUUUAUAAUCAAUAUCUUUGCAGAUUUGUAUGUAUUCAGUAGCAAGUUCACAUGGGAGGGGCAUAUACUGGCACUUGCAUAAGUCAAUGCAGUUAAAAAAAUCUAAUUAAUUUGGCCGUCUUGAAAACAUGGGACACUUUAUUGGAAUGGAAGACUCAUUUGACCCAAGGGUUAUCAUGUGGUCAAUGCAUAAUGGUAAUUUCAUUAUUAUGAGACACACAUUUAGAAUAAAUAGUGCUAAAUCUAUGUGUCUCUCUACAAAACAAAAUACAUAUUCUCAUUAAUAAGACACCCCCUGUGGAAGAGGAGAUUCUAUUUACAAGGCAUCAUUUUCUAAUUGUCAGGUGAACAGUAUAACAGCUAAUUAAAGGGAUACGAAAGUCAAAAUAUAACGCAUGAUUCACCGCUAUUUUCAAAUGUGCUUCGUUCUCUUGGUAUCCCUUGUUGAAAAGGAAUACGCACAUAUCCUACACUAGUGGGCUAGCUGCUGAUUGGUGCCUGCACACAUUUGUCUCUUGUGAUUGGUUAAUUGGAUGUGUUCACCUAGCUGCUAGUAGUGCAAUGCUGUUCCUUCAGCAAAGGAUAACAAGAGAAUUAAGCAAAUUUGAUAAUAGAAGUAAAUUGGAAAGGAAGUAGGCACAUACAUAAAAUGAAUAGAAAUAGGUGGGUUCUGAUAUUUUCUCUCUUUACAUUGGUAGUGCAGGAUUGGUGAGUAUUAGACUUGCUAUUUAUUAUACCGGAUCAAUAAAUGCUGCAGUUUCUCUCUACGUUUUAACCUGCGUUAUUCUGCGCUACCAAGGAGGGUAUUGUUUUCAUUAUCAUAUUCCUUAUAUUGCAAUUACUGACAGUGCAGCUUGCAGAUCCCUUUAAAUAUGUUGUAUGAGUCCUGGCCGGAAGUGCCUUACGCAUUAGCUGUAUUUAAUAAAGUGACAACAUCAUCGCAUACAAAUCUGAAAGGGAUUCUACUUUUAUCAAGUUUAUAGAAAAUAUAAAACUUCACACUUUUUGUUUAGUGUUGUUAUAAUAUUUCCUUAUUCUUGAAAUACUUGUGUGUGAGGAAGAAAGGCCAGUUUGUUAAUCACUAUUCCCAGCAUCCUGUGUUGUAAGUCUGUUUAUAGGGUAAAGGCUCAUCAUUGAAUAUUAUGACAGAUAACGGUGCACCAACUAAAUGAAAUCAAGGCUUAUUUGGAGAUUGUUACUUACAGUUGCAAUACUUACAGUAAUUAUACAUUUCUGACAUAAGGGAUAUACAAAAAUGUACCUUGUCAUUUAUCAAAUUUACUUCAUUCUCUUGGUAUCCUUUGUUAAAAAGCAUAUCUAGGCUCAGGAGCAGCUAUCUGGUGAUUGAUAGUAACACACAUAUGUAUAUUGUCAUUGGCUCACUGGGUGUGCUCAGCAAGCUCCCAAUAGUGCAUUGCUGCUUUAGAGUUAACUUUAACUAUGCGUUUAACCCUGUUUCAAGGGUUAUACAAACAGUUCUAUGGAAGCAAUAGUGCUAUAAUAAAAGUCCAUUAACAGAGAA